AUGACUGAGAGGCAGGUUUAUAAUGUCUGCCUUUGCACGUUAGUUUUCCAGCAAGUUUACCAUACUAACAUGCUAUUUUUUACAAAAGUAUAUGCAUAUUCUCAAGUUUGUAAUACUUGUUUUGGUAUCUCUACGCAAUGGGUAAAAUUGAAGAGCAGACAAGCAAUUGUUUUGGGAAAGACAAAGGUCCUUGGUAAUGGCCAGCCUAUCGUUGCAACGAGAUCUUAUUCUGGAAAAGAGAGCAUCAUUGCUGGCCCAAAUGAGUUUGAAAUAAGUCCAAGUGGGCAAAACCCUGCCUUUGACUACAUUUCUAAUACUGAUAAUAAAAUACACAGGUUGAGAAUGGACAAUGUUACAUUCAAAGGAAUGGGCUUAAGAAGUGAUAUUAUUCAAGGACUGGAGAGCUUGAAGAUUAGUCAGCCUACUGUUAUUCAAAUAAAGGCCAUACCUAGAAUAUUGGAGGGUAAAAAUGUUUUAUGUGCUGCACAAACCGGUUCAGGUAAAACACUUGCAUAUUUAGUACCAAUAUUGGAUGUUAUUAAGAGACAGGAAGAAAAUGGUAUUAUGACUAGAUUCCAACGCCCUCGGGUAUGUAUUGUGGCACCAUUUAGAGAACUGGCUGUGCAGAUCUUAACUGUGAUAAAGGAAAUAUCACAUCAUGUACCUGUGAGAUCUCUUGGAUGCAUUGGUGGUGGGAAAGAUAGGCUUAUGCACAAAGGGUUAAAAGAAAGACCAAUUGACAUAAUAGUUGGUACUCCAGGAACAGUUCUUGAUUUAGUCAGAAAGAGGAAGAUAUUUUUUACUGAUUUAAACUAUCUAGUAUUUGAUGAAGUUGAUACAAUGUUUGAUGCGAGUUUCAAAGGCAUUUCAAAUGAAUUGUUUGAUAACCUUUCCCCACAUAUUAACAACUGUGGGGAUGCUAAAGUCAAUUUUCAAAGCAAAUUUGUAUUUGCUGCAGCAACUGUUCCAAAGUUUGGAGUCCUUAAUAAAGUCAAAGCUGUUGUAAAAGAUUUAGAGGUUAUAACAUCAAGAUUGCAUCACAUAUUACCCCAUGUUAAAUAUGUUUUCAUAAAAGCCUUACAACCUGAUAAGCCAUCACAAUUGAUCAAGCUUUUGUGCUCAAGAAUCACCAAAGAGAAGAAAUCUGUUAUAUUUGUAAAUUCUUCAUCAACUUGCAAUUGGCUUUCAAAGUAUCUAGAACAAAACUCCAUCAGGCAUGUAAAACUAACAGGAAAAGACAAGCCAGAUGAAAGGCAUAAAGUCUUUCAAGAUCUGAGAGCAGGAGGGAGUGAAGUUUUGUUGUGCACAGAUAUUGCAUCAAGGGGUUUGGAUUUCCCAGAUUUGUUUUAUGUUAUAAACUAUGAUUGUCCACUGAAUCCUACAGACUUUAUUCACAGAGCUGGAAGGACAGGUAGAGCAAGGGCGGAGUAUUUUGGUGUCCCUGAAGUUUAUACAUUUCUUUCAAAAAAUUGGGAAGUUAUGCUUGCAAGGAAAAUACAGUCAGCUGCACUCAGUAAAAAGGAAGUUGAAGAUGUCACUGUAAUUAAACGUUUAAAUGGACCUCUAGAUAUUGCUAAGUGAUGAAAGGAAAUUUAAUGUAAUGACAGAAAUGUUUUUUCAAAUGAAAUUUUAUUUGGAACUUAGUAUUAUUAGUAUUACAUAGCUUUUGUAGGUUAUUAGCUGAAAUCAUUACCCAGAAAAUUAAUAACCCAGUCUUUCUUACUCAGUUAUAUCUGCAUGCAUUUAAUCUUCUUUUACUUCCACCAACAUCUUUGCAUGUUUGUCCCAACAUAUUUUCAUAUUGUCACAUGUUUCAUAUAGGAACUCCUUCUUCUUUGCACUCCAAAAUAUUUUUAGGUCAUGCUCAUGGCCAUUGGCAUGUGAUGUUGUCUUGAAAAUUCUAGUUUUUCCACUUUUCUUCAUGUCUUCUGCUUCUUUGCUUGUUAAUGUUAUAGUGUGGUGAUGAAGUGUUGUAGAGGUUACUCUUGAGCCACCAGUUUUCAAAAUUAUGUUGGUUUCAUUCUUUGCCCCAUUGUCUCCAUCCUUUGCCUCCUUUAUGUAUGGGUGAGAUUCUGGGUCCAUAAUAUAAUCAAUCACUGCAUUAAGUUCCUUCCAGAUGGGUGACCCUUCUCCGUAAACUGGGAAUAUUGGGUAUCUUGUACGAAGUUUCCCCACACCAUUGAUUUCUGGCAGCAUAAUCCUUGUGCCUGAAGCAACUACCUGUCUAACUUUUCCAUCUGGGUCCAAAACGCAUGAUGUACCUGCAAGAUAAUCAUUAGAACAUGUAAAAAAAAUUCAUAAUGAUUUUCCUUCCAAGCAGGGUAUAUCUAAUGGAGGAAAAUAUUGUUUGAGAACAAUAGAGACAAAAUAAAAUUUUUCAUUGAUGCAUUAGAGGCAUGUGUCUCUGAGUGAUAAUAAUUAUUCUUCAUUGAACCAUUUUGAUUAUUGUCUGAUUGUUUUGCUGUUCUCUGACUGAUUUGAAUUUUGAAUGCUUAUUUUCAUCAUCAGAUUAGAGAAGGUUUAUUUCGAUCAAUUUUUACUUUCAUCAUUAUUCUUCAUUGAGUCAUUUCAAUCAUUUUCUGAUUAUCUCUAUUGUUUAACAUGCGCAAGGGACUAUCAUUAUUGCCAUGGUAGCGUAUAAUACCUCUGGUUGUGUCUGCAGCAUCAGUGUCGUGUUCUUCACCACUGAAAAAUGCCUUUGGAGUCAUGUAGUACGUUUUGCUAUUGAGCCCAUUCCAAUGCUUUGCUGGGUCCUUACAAUCUCCAUUUCGCCCGCCUUCAGUAACCUUUUUCCCUUCUGCACCCCUUGCCGAUCCUCUGUAAGUUAGAUUGUAAAAAUUCCAACUUGUCAAAGGAGUGAGGUAGAUCAUUUCAAGAGGAAUGGCAUACGAGUAUCGAUGCGUAACCAUCGGACAUUUUCUAUCCUUUCCGCGCCCAGUGCAUUUAGAUUUGUCUUCUCUUUGUAUUCCAGCAACCUAUUUUCCGAAAUGAGAAAGGCUGAGCUCAAUGCAAAAUGCUUCAUCUAAAAAAGUAGACCCGUAAAAAGCCAUUCAGUAGCAAUCAUACUCUUCGCUUGGGGGCAAUCAUUUCUUUGUCUAUGCAUUUUUAUCAAUGCGUUAAGGAAAUAGCCUACGUGGGUCAUAUACCCUAGUCGUAAAACAAAGCACGUACAAAUUUUGGAGAGUGAAUGGCUGCAAAAACGACGAAAGUUUUUUAACAUUUACUGGCACCAACGCUUAUAUUUAUUAGUAAAGGGGAUAUUUAUAAUAAUUAGUAGCUGUAUAAAAUGAUCAACUUCAACUCAUUUUCAAAAUUAGAACAUGUUUGAUGAAUAAAUGGCCCAUUUCUUUCGAAGAAAUAUGAUAGGUAAAUAUGACGGUGCAUUACAGCAUUGUAAUUAAGAACAGAAUACUGAGCUCCUUAGGCAUAAUCAGGUCUAAAAUUGAUGCUUAUUAUUAAAGACGACCCAAUAAUAACGAAUAACGUGUGUUUGAAUCUGAAAAAUAUAACGAAUGACCGAAGUAUAACGAUGCAAAAGUUGGCUUUGAUUUGAUUAGGUACCACACGCGUUUGGUGGGUUCUUAGUCUUUAAAAUGCUUCAGUGUACAAUUAUUCAUUGUAUACCUACUUUAGAUUGAUUGGUCUUUGCUGAAAAUAGGUAGUUAUCAGAGAAGCCUCGCAUGUAACGGCUCUGACCCAUUGCAUCUUUUCCCACCGUUUUGAAUAUCCUGUGAUAACGGGAAACGUCUUUUGGCUUACCCUGAAGAUCUGUGACCAUUGUUCCGUCUAAUGUUUUUUCGUAAAAUUCACCUGGAUAGUUAUUUUUGCCAGGAAUUUCCCCCAUCAAAACGUCCAAAAAUUCUUCAGCAGAUCGCUUUCCGGGAAUGCUUUUGUUAAGCCUGAAGCGAGCACUUCUUGAGUUUUGGUACUUUUCUCGUGUCUGUUUUGCAUACAUCCUGGUUUUCAUGUCCUCAACCAGCUCCAAAUGGCUCAGCGGAACAUGAUGUGACACUGGGUGGCAAGCAAUACGGUAGUUCCACUGCGCGAAAACCGGUAUAGAUUCAUUCACGAAUUCCAUUACGGUAGUUGGGAGGUAGGCCAAGUUCUCCAGACGACUUUUUGUCCCUUUUUGUAGAAAGAAUUAGUUUACUCCAUACGAGCAGUUGUUAAUCGAAAAUGAGUGAGCAGCUGUUAAUCGCUAUUACAAAAAGCCAUUACAAGAAUAACAUCUAGAAAAUAUGGGAAUGGUGAAUAUCAGAACUACUGAAAUUGUGAAAAACUGGCAUCAUGGAGUUUUGUUAAGUACUGUCCCAACAAGUUGCGCUUGUCACAAAAUAUAGUUAGAAGGAAUGGCACUUUUAUCUUAAGUAGGAAGCGGAGUAAAGCGUAAUGAAAUGAUGUUUGUCAUAGAAAGUAGCAAUACCUACAGCUUUGCCGUUUUCUAGGUUCAUUUUUGUACGUUAAGAAAAAAUUUAAACAAAGCAGGUUAAAGUUUAGCAGGAAUACGGUGCCUACUUGCAAAGAUUAGACAACACAAUGAACGAAUUGCCUUACCUGUGUAUGAAGUGUAUCUUACUCGUUCUUGUAAAUCAAACCAGUUAGCAGCAUCGAUAAAAUGACGAUCACUUUCAAAUGGUUCGUCAAUUUUUCCACCUGCUGUAGUCCAUGCUCCUUCCAAGUAACAAAGAACAGCUUGGAAGUAUUUUCUGUAGUCGUAAUUUGAAUAAUCACUAUCCCUCCAAGCUUUGAAAUAAUUAUGCAGUUCAUCGAUCUGUUCUUUCAAAGUGGUUUUUUUCAAAACUGAAGGUGGCACUUCUGGAAACGGGAUAGGCUCUGUUGCACCGUACGUGCUGCUGUUUCGAUGUGGCAUGUACAGCCUGUAGUCGUUGUGACGUGUCCUGAAUUCC
Messenger RNA from Rhopilema esculentum, 4907 nucleotides. RefSeq lists its product as uncharacterized. Gene Ontology annotation, molecular function: ATP binding; RNA helicase activity; nucleic acid binding. Lineage: Eukaryota; Metazoa; Cnidaria; Scyphozoa; Rhizostomeae; Rhizostomatidae. The record is from RefSeq and is a predicted model, not a curated record.